AUGUAGAACUCGGUGUCGGCGCGAGCUGCUUUUAAGAUCAAAGCUCAAGAGUCACUUGGAUACAAACGCACCUUUUUGAUCUGCGGAAUAAUUCCGUCUUUUAAGGCCCCAGUUGUGGACAUGCUCGCUCCAUUGCUCCAACAUCUCCAGUGCCUCCCUGCUCUAUCUUGACUUUUUGAAGAUGAGUUAGAUUGGUCACGGCCCACCUCUGCUUCAUGAGCCAGCAGGAUGCGGCAUCGGUGCGUGCACUCUCCGAGCGUCUCCUGGUAGCGUCGCACAAGGGCCAGGCCGAGAAUGUGGUGCAGCUGAUCAACAAGGGCGCCAAGGUUGCCGUCACCAGGUAUGGCCGAACUCCACUGCAUUUGGCAGCUUAUAAAAACCACAUCGAAGUGGUGAGGAUCCUGUUGAGAGCCGGCUGCGAUCUGGACAUUCAGGAUGACGGCGAUCAAACAGCAUUACAGAGAGCAGCUGUGGUGGGAAACAGUGACGUCAUCACAGCGCUCAUUCAGGAAGGGUGUGCACUGGACAGGCAAGACAAGGAUGGAAACACGGCGCUGCACGAGGUCGCGUGGCACGGCUUCAGUCUGUCUGUCAAGCUGCUGGUUAAAGCCGGGGCCAACAUUCACGCGAAAAACAAGGCAGGGAACACGGCUCUACACUUGGCGUGUCAGAACGGUCAUGCUCAGAGCGCUAAAGUCCUCCUGCUGGGAGGAGCGCGUCCUGACAGCAGGAACAAUGUAGGUGACACGUGCCUGCAUGUUUCCGCCCGCUAUAACCAUAUGGGAGUCAUCCGCAUUCUGCUAGGCGCUUUCUGUUCAGUGUCCGAGAGGAAUCAGGCAGGAGAUACGGCCCUGCACGUGGCAGCCAUGCUAAACCAUAAGAAGACGGCACGCCUGCUGCUCGAAGCUGGAGCCGAUAGCAACAUCCAGAACGAUGCAGGACAAACUGCACUGGACCAGGCCAGAGAGAACAACAAUCCUGAAGUAGCGCUGCUGCUGACUAAAGCACCACAGAUUCAGAGCUUCUCUCGUGGCAGAAGUGUAAGGAAAAGAAGAGACAAGUUGAAGGCUGAAGGACGAGCGCAGUCAGUCCCACGUGAUGACUUGCUGCCUAGUAAGGAAAGUGUGUCUGCAGCAGAAGAAACUCCCAGCAGUGAUCGUUCUGCUCCGAGAAACCAGAACGGCAAGAACGGGUCACCAUGUGGCACUCGGCAAAGAAAAAGCCGCGACCGGAGCCGCAGCCGAGGCAGAGAAAAGCCUUCCCUAUCAGACCCUGUGUCCAUCAGGGAAAAUAAGAGUAAAGAGCAGAGAAAGAAGAGUAAAACGAGAGCUUCACCUCCGCGAGCUGUUCCUCCUCCACACAGCUACAAGGCUUAUCAGCUGUACACACUCUACAGGGACAAGGAUGGCAAGGUCAUGCAGGCUCCUCUGGAAGGCUGCAGGUGCGAACCGCUCCUCACCAAACUGGAGAACCAACUGGAGGCCACCAAAGAGGAGAUGAAGUCUGAGAUCCACACGGUCCAGGAGCUUAUGAACAGCAAGUUGGGUCAGCUGGACCGCAAGAACAACCACCAGAUCAAAGCUCUGGAUAAGAUGAUGUUAGAGAGGGUGUCUGCUGAAAGGAUGGAGUGUGUACAUCGGAUCGACGAGAAGACAAAACAGGAGCGCCUGGAGGGUGAAAAGAGACAGGCCUCGAUUGUGAGUGAACUGAAGAACUGGUGCAUGUCUAAGCUCCAGAGGAUGGAGGCACGUCUGAUGGCGGAUGCACACAGCGCCCCUCUCCGCCGCGCCUCCUCUCUAGAUGAGUGUUUAACACUGCGAGAAGACACAGGGGGUCCGUGUGCCGGCAGCAACCACCGUCUGGUGUCCGGCGACCAUACUGAACCCAAGGAGGGACUGGGACGAGGAGGGGGAGGAGCUACCAGAGAAGAGGACAUGUUGGAUAAUCAUUACUUUGUGGUUCAGAUGGACAGCUCAGCUUCAGACGCCAAUCAGAACAUCCAGGAGACACACUCCCCAGUGGCUGAGAACAAAUCUGCCACAUCUUCACCCCUCAUCGUACGCCCAAAAGAUCGGACGCAGUUUAACACUGACCCCUACAGGCAAGUAAGAGAACUACAGGAGGCUUUUCCUUCUAGCCAGUCCAAUAGCCUGUUGCCGUCCACGGAGCACGGCGGAAUUUGUCAAAAGAAACAAAAACAGGAGCGGGACCACAAGAACAGCAAGAGUCAUAAAGUCAGGCAUCAUAAACGGCAUUCUGAAGGGAGGACUGAGGAAAGAGACAGGACUAAGCAGGCAGAGGAGCCGGCCAGCGUGCACGCGCUGGAGGUGACGCAGUGCUUCUUCGAGGCGGUGUCCACGCAGAUGGAGCUCUGGUAUGAACGCAAGGUCCAGGAGGUGAGUCUGCAGGCCGAGCAGCGAGCGCGAGCCGAUCGUGUCAACCUGCUGGAGAGGAUCAACUGCCUGGAAGACGAACUGAGGCUCCUCAGAACCAGCAGACGCGAGGAGAGCUAGCACACGGAGCUCUGCACUGGCUCGGCUAUAUGAAGAAGGUGACAGGGGGAGAGGACGACCGAGAUCACGGCCACUUGUUAAACCUGUUCAUGUCCUUAUCUACAGUAUGAAGGUUUUCAGUCAUCCAGAUCAUAGAGAUAGAAGUAGAUAGUGGUAGAACUUGCCGUUUCGAAUAUUCGCCCAUUCACCCACUCCUCACAGGGUGUUGGUCCAGGAGUCUGGCUGGAAUGGUAUUUUAAGUAUUAAUGGUUUGACUGGUUUUAGAACAUUUUUUUAAAUGGAGGCUUUUAACACUUUUUACACCCCAAUGCUCAGUAAACAAACAACUCCAGAUGAUUUCUCAGACUAAUCCUAUGGAAGAUCUUUAUUCUCACAGGAUGUGGAGGAAAAAAAUCAAUAUUGAGAAACGUCAUUUGUAAUUCAAAAUCCCUUGCUGGUUACUUUGCAUAGGGAGAAGAUGUAAACUCGAAUAAAUUUACAGUUUUAAACAUUUUUAACAUUUUUUUUCUGGGUAAAUUAUUUUGAAGUAUUUAUCUACAUGGUGUAUCAUCAAAACAAAGCCACAGUUUUAACAGGUAUUACAGUUCCUUUAAGAUAACGCAUGGACAGUCUUCACUUAACUAUUUUCACCCACAUUUGUCCUAAUUUAGUUCUCUGAGGGGGUUUUUUUGUACUGUAUUGCGCAACAGCCUAAAAGGAUGAAAGCUACAGCAUACGGUUCGAUUCUCCACACAUACCUUAUGAUACGCCUGCUAACACAAACGCAAAAUGCAAAAUCUUUAUACAGCAUAAGUAUUCACUCCCUUUGAACUUUUCCACAGUUUGAGCUGUUAGUUAGUAUAAUCUGCAACUUAAAUGGGAGAGGGGAUUAUAACAUCAUACAUAAAAUAGACCAUAAUAUUAAUGCAGGAAAAAAGAAAAACCACCUGAUGAGAACUAGAGCUGUGAAUCGUAGGUAGACUGUCGAUUCCAUUCAGUUUGAUUUUUUAAAAAGUUUUAAAGUAUUAAACACUACAACAACAAAAAAUCCAAUACACAUCAAAUCUUAUUUUAAAUCUUUUUUAAACAAAAUUAUGUUUUC
Molecule: messenger RNA, 3594 nt
Organism: Clarias gariepinus (North African catfish)
Lineage: Eukaryota; Metazoa; Chordata; Actinopteri; Siluriformes; Clariidae
Gene: ankrd6b
Product: ankyrin repeat domain 6b
Exons: 16
Coding region: 216-2513 (765 amino acids)
Molecular function (GO): protein binding
Source: RefSeq, a predicted model, not a curated record